Musa acuminata subsp. malaccensis (wild Malaysian banana) is the source of this 1500-nucleotide messenger RNA. The record is from RefSeq and is a predicted model, not a curated record. NCBI's taxonomy places the organism in Eukaryota, Viridiplantae, Streptophyta, Magnoliopsida, Zingiberales, Musaceae.
AUGGAAAAUGGAUCAAGUUCACAAUGUUCUUCUGAAACAUCAGAAAGUCAAGAUGAAAUGGCUGUACAACAACAGAUUAAGCUACCAAAAGAGAGUAAACAAAAAGCGGUAGAAUUUGAUCUUGAGAGGAUACUUGAGGAACAGGAUACUCAUGAUUUGUACUGUCCUAUUUGUGACUCGUGUAUAACAAAAAAGGUGAUUUUACGUAAAAGAAAAAGGAUGGUUCAACAUGGUGGGCCUUCUAAGAAAGUGAACGAAGAAAAAUAUGAUGCUGGGAAGUCGGAUACUGGAAUGACAAAUCCAAGUGAUGCACCGGAGCCAGAUGUAUUCAGAUGUUUAUCAUGCUUCAGCUUCUUCAUGCCAACAGAGGGUGGUUUUAACAUAUUCCAGAUAUUUGAGAAAGGAAAGAAAAUUCAUGCGCAAAGUUCACCGCAAGUUCCCGAGAAACCAAGCCAACCAGGGGAUGGUGCUAUUCAAAUAACUAGUGAAAAUGACCAGAUAAUUCAACGUUCAGAAGCAACUGCCACUGAAGUGUUGGCACAUUCAGAUGUUCGACUUGAUGUAGCUGAGCAAAGUGCCAGAGGUCCUGAAACAAGCAAUGACUGGGAUGUUCUGAAAAGUAUUGUGUACGGAGGUCUAGCUGAAUCAAUUGCCAGCCUGGGUGUCGUGUCAUCAGCAGCUGCAGCUGAUGCUUCAACAUUGAGCAUCGUUGCUUUAGGGCUGGCAAAUCUGUUUGGUGGAUUUCUUUUGAUUAUUCAUAAACUUUUUGAGUUGAGAACUGCUCGAGAUGUGGCAACUGACCACGAGGAGGAUGAAAGAGCCGGUCGAUACUGGGAAUUGCUGGGGAGGAAAGCAAACUUCCGCCUGCAUUUUGUUGUUGUCAUAAUAUCAUACCUUUUAGUUGGUUCGGUGCCUCCCGUCGUUUACGGCUUCUCAUUCAGGGGGAGUGACAACAAGGAACACAAGCUCAUAGCUGUGGCUGCAGCAUCCCUUCUAUGCAUUGCGCUGCUGGCUACAGGGAAGGCCCACGUUGGGCCACAAAGGGCCUACACGAAAACUCUUUUCCACUACCUAAGCCUUGGUGUGUCAGCAUCUGGUGUCUCAUAUGUGGCUGGGGUGAUGGCCAAUAAGCUCCUUGAGAAGUUCGGUUUGUUUGAUGGUGGCAUGAGUCCCCCGUCACCUCCCGGCCUUUUGUAUCAAGAAGAUCUAAGCUCAGGAGGACGGGCGUGGGCAUCAUCAUAUUGACGACGGACCGGACCCCACUUACAGGUGGCAAUCUGUUCAUUCAGCAGCACUCAUGCACGCGUCGUCAUUCUCUUUUUCGAUUGGUUAUCCAUAACUGUUUGUCGUACGUAUCAUUCGUAUUGUCAACGUGAAGUGGUAUUGUCAUCGUGAAAUUUGAGAUUUUUGAUAUUCCUCCGUCCUACGUGAUGUGGAAGUUGUGUCAUCAAAUUCUUUUGGUGUGGCAGAUUCUUAUUGUUCAGGAAGCUCUGUUACAAA